This is a messenger RNA of Branchiostoma belcheri (Belcher's lancelet), 1481 nucleotides long. Its product is annotated as mannose-6-phosphate isomerase-like. Gene Ontology annotation, biological process: GDP-mannose biosynthetic process; carbohydrate metabolic process. The record is from RefSeq and is a predicted model, not a curated record. The transcript has 10 exons. Bases 2 to 1291 code for a protein of 429 amino acids. Gene Ontology annotation, molecular function: zinc ion binding; mannose-6-phosphate isomerase activity. Lineage: Eukaryota; Metazoa; Chordata; Leptocardii; Amphioxiformes; Branchiostomatidae. Gene Ontology annotation, cellular component: cytosol.
CAUGGCGGACCCGAAAGUGUUUCCGUUGAAAUGCGGCACGCAGCUGUACCUAUGGGGGAAAAAAGGCCGACAGAGCGAAGUGGCGAGACUUCUGGAGUCCAGUCCGUAUCAGACUGGCUUUUCUCUUAACCCGGAAACAACAUACGCAGAGCUAUGGAUGGGUACCCACCGGAAGUCGCCCUGUUACGUGGCUGACACGGACAUGACCCUGGAGGCCUGGAUAGACGCACAUCCGGACUGUCUGGGCCAAAAAGUGCGGGAAAAGUUCAAAGGUCAGCUGCCCUUCAUCAUGAAGGUGCUGUCCUUUGACACGGCCCUGCCUCUCCAGGCACAUCCUAAUAAGAAACACGCUGAGGAACUGUUCGCCAGUGCGCCUGAGAAGUACCCGGAUGACAACCACAAACCUGAGAUCGCCAUCGCUCUGACUAACAUGCGGGGCAUGUGCGGGUUCAGGCCACUGGGGGAGAUAGCGGGGUACCUCAAAGAGAUUCCUGAGUUUUACGAGGCGAUCGGCGCCGAGGCGGCGGAGGAGUUUCUCUCGGCGGCAGGCGCGUCCGACCCCGCCCACCAGAAAGCGGCGCUCCGGGCCCUGAAGAAGUGCUUCCACGCGCUCAUGGUCUGCAACGAAGAGGUAGUCGCCAGGCUGCUGGCUGUCAUGGACAAGAGGAUGAAGAAAGAAAUUGCCGCGGGCCGAGACGUUACGGCUAGCAACGGCGAGCUGUUCCUACAGCUGCACCGACAGUAUCCCGCCGAUAGGGGGUGCUUUUCCAUCUACCUGCUGAACGUGGUGGACAUCGGACCCAGCCAGGCCAUCGACGUGCCCGUCAACGAGGCGCAUGCGUACAUAUCCGGAGACUGUGUGGAGGUCCUUGCGAACGGGGAUAACGUGGUGUGCGGCGGCCUGACAGACAAACAGUUCAGCCGCCUCAACGACUUCGAGACCCUCAGCGAGAUGCUCAGGUACGAGCCCGCCCCGUGCUCCGAUAAGAUCAUGCGGACCAAGCCCGACCCUUCCGACCCGAACGUCGUGUUCUACGAUCCAGGCAUCGACGACUUCGCGGUCGCCAAGAUAGAGAUCCCGUCUAAGACCAAGUCCUACGUCAUAUCGCGCAUGAGCAGUGCCAGCAUCGUGCUGGUUGUCAAGGGCGACGCCACCGGCACCAACGUCACCGCCGGAGAACCAAUCAGCUUCAAGCGCGGGGCCGCUAUCUUCAUCUCAGCCAAUCAGGACGUGCGGCUAAAAAUCAGCUCAAGGGGCCUUCUAAUGUUCCGCGCCUACUGCCCGGUCUAGAUUUUAACCCUCAGUCUGCUAAGGUUCCCGUUAGGUAAUCUCCAAGCAGAUACUAGGGUGGCAAAGACCGUAUCAAAUUGGCCAGGCAGUAUCCAUUAUAUUUGGCCAGAGAGGGUCCAAUACGCCAGCCUAGGAUCUGCUUGGAGAUUUGUCUUGGUUACCAGAUUAGGCAGCUGGGAAAAGGUUAAAC